Molecule: messenger RNA, 2884 nt
Organism: Jaculus jaculus (lesser Egyptian jerboa)
Lineage: Eukaryota; Metazoa; Chordata; Mammalia; Rodentia; Dipodidae
Gene: Cln8
Product: CLN8 transmembrane ER and ERGIC protein
Exons: 4
Coding region: 442-1308 (288 amino acids)
Biological process (GO): lipid homeostasis
Cellular component (GO): endoplasmic reticulum; membrane
Source: RefSeq, a predicted model, not a curated record
GUGAUGUCGGCCCCCUGUGGGAGGGCAGGUCCCAGAGCCGCGAGUCAGCUGACGGCCGGACCCAGGUGGGCGCGACGUGACCGGGACUCAGCCGUCCUGGUCCCGCCCACGUCGCGGGGUGUGUCCCCGGCCCGUGUGAGUCUGCCCCUGCUGACGGACUGAUGGGCGGCGGCUUCUGUCAGGCUGGUCCAGGCCGAGGUCGGCUCACCUGAGUGCAGUACUUCCCUUAGAGGUCCUGUCUCUAGAAGGUGGCCUGAAGACCUGGGAGCUUUUCUCUCUCUGAUGAAGAUUAAACAAACCAGGCAGAUGUUCCUGACACAUUCCAGGUUGAGGAUGGAGACCUGAAGAUCGCCGAGACAACUGUGCUGACUUUUGGGACACAGUGUCAGGCCCAGCAGCCCAGAGUUGGUAUAGGACUCCCCUGGUGUACAGUUCAGGACCAUGACUCCUGUGAGCAAUGGUGGGAUGUCAGAGAGCAUUUUUGACCUGGACUAUGUUUCCUGGAAGAUCCGCUCCACACUGGUAGUAGCUGGCUUCGUCUUCUACCUGGGCGUCUUUGUGGUCUGUCACCAGUUGUCAUCCUCCCUAAAUGCCACUUACCGCUCUCUGGUGGCCAAAGAGAAGGUCUUCUGGAACCUGGCAGCCACUCGUGCCGUCUUUGGCGUGCAGAGUAUGGCUGCAGGCCUGUGGGCUCUGCUGGGGGACCCUGUGCUCCAAGGUGACAAAGCCCUUGGCCAGCAAAACUGGUGCUGGUUUCAUAUUACCACAGCCACUGGGUUCUUCUUCUUUGAAAAUGUGGCUGUUCACCUGUUCAACCUGUUCUUCCGGACUUUUGAUGUGUUUUUGGUUGUCCACCACCUCUUCGCCUUUCUUGGUUUUUUUGGCUCAGCAGUCAACCUCAGAGCUGGCCACUAUUUAGCCAUGAUCACAUUGCUCAUGGAGAUGAGCACCCCCUUUACCUGCAUCUCCUGGAUGCUCCUGAAGGCUGGCUGGUCAGACUCGCUCUUCUGGAAGGUCAACCAGUGGAUGAUGAUCCACAUGUUUCACUGCCGCAUGGUACUCACUUACCAUAUGUGGUGGGUGUGCUUCUGGCACUGGGACAGCCUGGUCAGCAGCCUGUACCUGCCUCAUUUCAUGCUGUUCCUGUUUGGACUGGUCCUGCUUACACUCAUCCUGAACCCCUAUUGGACCCACAAGAAGACACAGCAGCUUCUCAAUCCCGUGGAUUGGAACUUCACACAUCCCGAACCCAAGGGUAGCAGGCCAGAAAGGACCAACGGUCAGGUGCUGCAGAAGAAGAGGACCUAGCACUCUACAGCCAGGUGGACCAUGAUGCCAGUGCACAAGGAUACUUGGGUUCUGCAAAGCUCCAUGAGUGGUGACUUACAAAUAAGGUAGUAAUGUGCUUAGUCUAGGUAGAGUGCUAACCUCGUGCGUUUGUUAGUAUUAAUCUUGAAGUAGCCACAAAGUAUUACUGGGACCCUGGUUUGCCUUCAGGAGAAGGUCUUUACCAUCUCAGUCUCCUUGACUGUUAUGAUGUGUUCUGUCAGCAUCUGGGAAGGAGUCUUGGUACCAGGCAUACAAGCUGCUGAAGAAGAAGCUGUGUACUGAAUACUUGGAGGGACUUCAGAAGGAAGUGCCUGUGAGGAUGUGAACAAGAUAGCACACUCACAGUCCGCAUGACUUAUCUGGAAGUCAUGUUCUUUUUAACUGCAAAGAAGUGGCCCAAGAAAACAAUGUGAUUUGCUUACUCUUGUCAAAAUUUCUCAUUAUGUGGAAUUUUAAGCCUGUGGUGCAGUAGCACCAUCUGGUGGCAAUUGGUGUAAGGACAGCAUUCAGAUUUUUGUAAGGCUGAGCGACCUUGUUCACCCACCCUAGCAUGGUGUAGGGUGGGAAAUUUUGUACUUUUUUUGUUUGGUUGUUUAAAUCAAGGAACCUAUUUUAAAAUGAUAAUUUUUUUAUUGCCAUCAUAAUUUUCAGCUGAAAGAAUAAAGUAAGUAUUGAUAUUUAGAGCCAUUUUUAAUUGACAAAGUUUUCUGUCAGGGGCCAGCCUCCUCCCCAUUCUUUUGUUUUUUCUUGUUAUUAUUUUUUUUUUUUAUCAGAGAGAGAGAAUUAGUAAUUCUCACUGUAACUGGACUCCAGAUGUGUGUGCCAUCUUGUGCACAUGUGCAAACUUGUGCGCUUGCAUCACAUUGUGCAUCUGGCUUAUGUGGGCCUGGAGAGUCGAACAUGAGACCUUAGGCUUUGCAGGCAAGUGCCUUAACUGCUAAGUGAUCUCUCCAUCUCCUUAUCCCCAAAUCUAAGGAUCAUGCUGCUCUGGCAAAUUCAAGACAAGCAAGUGAUUUUCCCCUGUGGGCUGUCAGUUGGUCCUGGACUCACUCAGUGUGGGCUCUGAGUACAGAACAGACCAUCAGCUAGCUGCUUGAUGUGACCACUAACAAGUUGCCGAUCUGCUGUGCCUGGUUAGAAAGACUUCAGAUACCAACUUAUCAGUUUUACUGACAGACACACAAAAAACUUACUCAACUUCAGAGUGCAAUUAAAGGACAAAGUUUAUUUUCAUCAAAACUACUUUUGAAAAUGUGUUUACAGAAAACACAUUAGGUGGUUGUGAGAAGCAUAUGUGACCUGUACCUGUUACCAUGGAACCCUGGGCCUAUUCUGAUGACUAGUGCUUUAACUUUAUCAAUUGUAUUUAGAUCAAGAUAUAUGAUGCCUAUUUAUCUCAUUCCAAGGCAUUAUUUACACUGCAUCCCUAAGACACUCAAACUGAAAAGCCUGUAGCUCUUGUGGCUGCUUUGAUGAAUCUGUUCAUGAGGAACCAGCAGUAGCUGGAGGUUUCCAACUGGGCAGAAUUUGAAUAAAGUCACUGCUGUUUACAGAA